GCGCGCCGACUCGCCGACCGGCCGCAGGCUCCACGUCUCGGGUUCCGCAGAGGCCUGUGGGAGCGGCCCGGAGAAGGAAGGGCCAAGAUGGCGGAAGCGGCUGAGUCUCCAGGAGACCCGGGGACGGCAUCGCCCAGGCCCCUGUUUGCAGGUCUUUCAGAUAUAUCCAUCUCACAAGACAUACCUGUGGAAGGAGAAAUCACCAUUCCUAUGAGAUCUCGCAUUCGGGAAUUUGACAGCUCUACAUUAAAUGAAUCAGUUCAGAAUACCAUUAUGCGUGAUCUAAAAGCUGUUGGGAAGAAAUUCAUGCAUGUUUUGUACCCGAGGAAAAGUAAUACUCUUUUGAGAGACUGGGAUUUGUGGGGCCCUUUGAUCCUUUGUGUGACACUUGCAUUAAUGCUUCAAAGAGGCUCUGCAGACAGUGAAAAAGAUGGAGGACCUCAGUUUGCAGAAGUGUUUGUCAUUGUCUGGUUUGGUGCAGUUACCAUCACUCUCAACUCAAAACUUCUUGGAGGAAACAUAUCUUUUUUUCAGAGCCUCUGUGUGCUGGGUUACUGUAUACUUCCCUUGACAGUGGCAAUGCUGGUUUGCCGGCUGGUACUUUUGGCUGAUCCAGGACCAAUAAACUUCAUGGUCCGGCUUUUUGUGGUGAUUGUGAUGUUCGCCUGGUCUAUAGUAGCCUCUACAGCUUUUCUUGCUGACAGCCAGCCUCCAAACCGCAAAGCCCUUGCUGUUUAUCCUGUUUUCUUGUUCUAUUUUGUCAUCAGUUGGAUGAUUCUUACCUUCACUACUCAGUAAAUCAGGAAAUGGGAAUGAAUAAUCAGUGAAUUGAAAGCUCAUCUGAGAGAUGAAAUUCAUCAUGGAGCUUUGCCUCUGACCCUCUUUUGUCUAAUUUUGGAGGUUGUUGUUAACUGUAUGAGGAAGUUACAAGGGAGCCAUUUACGUAUGAAACUGAUGUUUGCAAGGCUGUCCUUUUCCUCUUCAUGUUGUUUCUUUAAAAUUGAUGUGCUUUGUGCAUACACUGUAAUGCCUUCCUCAUGAAUAAGGGGGUCACUGUGGUCCAUUUGGGUGACAACCCAUGACUUGGCAAGCACAUGGAUACAUCCUGCAAAUUGACUAGGGUUGAUGAUUGCAUUUUCAGUUUUGAGAAUACCAGUUCAGAUGCAGCUCUGAAACACAUCGCCUUACGACUAUUAAAAUAUGCCUGUUUUUUCAUAAAUUAAAAUGGCUACUUUUUAUCCAUUUUCUUUUCUCACUAAAGAUUAAAAAAGGCAGUGACAACUUGGCAGGUGGUUUCAUACAUGUGGGCAGAGAAACAUGCAUUAACCAAUAUUCAGAUUUCAAUCAGAAAAAAUUCUGACUUCUUGCUUAAAAAAACCUUAAAAGUCUGAAGAAUCAGCUUUUCUAGUCAUUAUUUAAAGUCACCUUUCUGCCACGCUAACUAUAACUCAGUCAUACUAUAACUGCUCUAGUGGCUUUAUUAUUAUUAUUUUUUAAAUGAAGUACUUUUUUCUCACAUCAUGUUGAUUUUUGAAUAGCAUAUAAUUUCUCCUCUAGGGUAUUGUCACCUUAGUUCUUCUACCACCACCACUCUAGUUUUUAAUUUUACUAGGAAAAUGCAAGCUACAGUGUUCGUGGUCAAUGUCUAGUUUUCCUUUGAGCUCUCAGUGGACCAUGUAGAAGACCUUAGAAAUUUAGAUCAGUCAGUUCCUAAUGCCUACUAUCAUGCCUACUACCUUCCCUUCAAGGCAGAAUGAAUACGACAGUUUGGAUACAUAAUAGCUGUAAGGAAUUCAUCAUUCUGCGCAGUGUCACCUCUACUAGAAAGUAAAGCUAGACCAGAAGCCGCAUUUAACCAUGGAGGGAUUUGGUGUUCUGAGAGUUGAUUCACAGAGCAACUGGAUGCUUAAAGCUUGACAUAAGAUGAUUUGGCUUUCCAGCUGCCGCCUUUUCAUAGUGGGCUUAGCAGUUUUUUCAUUAGAUGUGUUUUGGGGUCGGGAAAUAGGAAUUUAUUAUCUUGGUUUUACACAUUAUUUGUAAAGCAAAUUUUCUCUCCUUUAGACAAGAACGUUUUGUACAUGUUUACUCCUACUUGCAUUUUCAGCUAUUUAUGCACACGCAUGUGAAGGCUUCAGGGAGCAAUGUUUGGUUCAGGCUGAUUCUAAGUACGAUGCCUUUAAGGUAAUACGAGCUGCUGCCUUCUAUAAAUUGCACAUUGAAGAACUAUUAACAGACAAAGAUUAGGAGUCAGGCAGAAAUAUUCAUUGUAAAUAAACAGUUACUUAGAAAGAUGAUAAUUUCUUAUAGAAUUUAAAUAUUUAUUCAUUUUGUAUUGAAAGACUACCUACAUAUACAUAGUUUUAAAAACGUAUUUGUUCAACUCCAGUCUAACCAAGUGAACAAUACUAGGACAAAUGAAUUCUCAGAAUGACACUCAUUACAAAAGCAUUGCAGAAUCAGUCUCUUCCAUCCUAACCUUGUCCAAUGCUUUUGGUUAUAUAUUUGUAUUUACUUAAAUUUCUUUAAAAUUGUGAAAUAAGCCUGUGAGGACAAAGCCAGUGUUUCAAUUAUGAAUUGAGAAAGAGAAUAAUUUGAAACUGGUCCUAACUUUGAAAUAAUUUCAAAUGAUCAUCCUUGUCCAUUGUUGAAAACUUUCCAACUUCACACUAAAGUCAUCUCUUCCAAAGUUAUUUCAUAAUCUGUCCCAAUGAUUGUAAUUUAAAAUUAAAUAGCCAUGCUUCUCAAAAGGGAAUUACUGAAUUUUACUCAGGCUACACGUUUGGUUAGAAAUUCCGAAGGCCAUGACUUUCAGGGGGGGGGUUGUGUGUGUGCAUGAGAUGGAGUUAUAUGUGUUGAGUUUUAAGGCAGCUUGUUCUGUGUCUUGUUUAUCUGCUGCUCUUAGGUAACUUCGGGAAUGGUUUUAUUUGAUUUAAUUGAAGGUGGGCAUAUGGAGAUUGUCGCUAUCUUUAAAAUAAGUGAUAAGUUUGAGGGUAUAAAUAAAUAUUUUCUUAAAAAUUAUACAGAUGCAUGCUUUCAGUGAUGAAAGAGCUGAGUUUCUAGAAGUUGUAGCCCUGAACGAAACUUUCCCUGAUUUGCUGCAAAGGCACAUAGCUAAUAAUAAAAAGGAGAACUAGAAAGGAAAGGACGUCCAACAAUGGAAGCCCUGUUUCAGGAAUUGGGAAUUUCAUGCUUCUGAUGAAAUCCAAGGGUCAUGAGCAUUAUUGUCAAAUAUGGUACAUCACUGCCCUCGAGGUUUAUCACUUGCUGCCCCCAUUUUUGAGACUGAGGUACGGAUUUCAUAUUGUUUAGCAAUAGGAAAAGUGAAGACUGGAUUUAAUCACUUUUCAGAUUAUCAAAACUCAAUUGAUGGGAACACAUUUGAAUGUACAGUAGUUUUAAAAGUCAAUCAUUAAUUGUCAAGUCUUUUGCCCAAGGCUUAUUACAUGAGUUGAAUUGGAUCUUUUUGCUAUAGUGGGGUUUUCUGUCAUUGGCUAAACUGGGGUCACAGGGCAUGGGACUGGUAAGCCGUUUGCUAUUUAUAUAUUAAUAUGUUUUUUUUUUAUAAAGUAUCUCCCAAAUGUGAUUUAGAAGGCAAACAAGCCUAUGUUUGAACAUUUAAUUAUGUACCUUAUAUGAUCUCACGGUUUUCUUUUUUUGGAUUUCCUCUUUAUUUCUGGAGAUUGAAAAUGGAAGUCUUUCAUCAUUUCACAUUUUGGGGAAACAUCAAGUUUUGGGAAUUCUCUAAAUCCUGUCAUGACAUGCUCAGAUGUCCAUUGCAUGCAGUUGUUUAAUUCCAGAGUAAAACACUGAAAUUGUGAUUCUUAACUAUAUUUAACUUCUGAAAUAGCUUGGAUAAAAAUAAAUGUGUGAGUGUCCUUCCAUGUAUGUAAGUUAGAAAUAAAUACUUUUUUAGGUUC
Condylura cristata (star-nosed mole) is the source of this 3917-nucleotide messenger RNA. RefSeq names its product Yip1 domain family, member 6 (gene YIPF6). NCBI's taxonomy places the organism in Eukaryota, Metazoa, Chordata, Mammalia, Eulipotyphla, Talpidae. Gene Ontology annotation, biological process: endoplasmic reticulum to Golgi vesicle-mediated transport. The record is from RefSeq and is a predicted model, not a curated record. The transcript has 7 exons. Gene Ontology annotation, cellular component: membrane; trans-Golgi network. Bases 88 to 798 code for a protein of 236 amino acids.